UGUCUUCAUAUCUGGUGCAGUCCAGACUGCCAUAUACUCUCUCACUAGUACCUCUCAACGAAAACGACAUUUGUAUAUUCGUAGCCGUUAACCGCCCCACUCCUUUCAAAUUCAAACCCCUCCCUGGCUCCCCAGCCCACCCUCUCUCUCUCUCUCUCCAGGCCCAAGCAGAAAUGUUGAAAGCUCAGUACUCUCCCCUAAACAGUACUCACACCCAGGCCAAAAGCGGCCGCAAACCACUCCAGCCCAGAAAUUUCCAAGCCAAUCCACCCAGCCACCACCAAUUAGUAAAUCCCCAUAAACCGAAGCCAGAGAAGUGGAUCGAAAUCUCGCUGAUCGACGAUUCGAACAAGGAGAAUAACGACAAUCGUCACAUGGUCUACGCCGCCACUCCUACCAAGAUCGAGUCGAUCAACGUGUCACUGGCGGAGGAGCUCAGCGCGAUCCGCCUAAAGCUCGAGCGGAUGAGAUUGGACAAAGAGGAGACGGAGAAGAUGCUGAGAGAGAGGGAUUUGGCGAUGGAGGCCGGUAUGAAGGAGCUGGUCGAGAGAGGGGAGAUACAGAAGAUGCUCGAGAUCGAGGUCGAUCGCUUGUUUCGGUUGAAGGAGCUUAAGUCUUCUUGUACGAGAAAAACCCCAAUUCGAUCUCUGAGAGAGAGGCAACAAGGGAGGAAUAUUAAGGAAGAACAAUCACAGGACAUUAACGCCGAGGACGCGACUGAAUCGAUAGAUGAGAGCCCAAUGCGGAGUCCCAUUUCAGAAAUCCACUCAGAAACGUGAUUUCCCGUACUUGGCCUGUAUGUAUGUGAUCUAGAGUAAUUUGAAUUUUCCAUCUGCUAUUUUUCGGUAUUCGAAACGGCAGAAAAUUGUCGCUAUUACAACAUCUCAUUGUAUGCUUGAUUGAUGUAAUAUGGAAAAUGUUUGGACA
Molecule: messenger RNA, 927 nt
Organism: Rhododendron vialii
Lineage: Eukaryota; Viridiplantae; Streptophyta; Magnoliopsida; Ericales; Ericaceae
Exons: 3
Coding region: 174-779 (201 amino acids)
Source: RefSeq, a predicted model, not a curated record